Zychaea mexicana is the source of this 474-nucleotide messenger RNA. RefSeq names its product transmembrane adaptor Erv26. Gene Ontology annotation, molecular function: COPII receptor activity. The coding region runs from base 46 to 381 and encodes 111 amino acids. The transcript has 4 exons. Gene Ontology annotation, cellular component: COPII-coated ER to Golgi transport vesicle; Golgi membrane; endoplasmic reticulum membrane. Lineage: Eukaryota; Fungi; Mucoromycota; Mucoromycetes; Mucorales; Lichtheimiaceae. Gene Ontology annotation, biological process: endoplasmic reticulum to Golgi vesicle-mediated transport. The record is from RefSeq and is a predicted model, not a curated record.
ACUCCUUUCAUCUUCUUUCCUGGUUCGACCACGCAUACACCCUAAAUGUCAUUCCUACAUCUGGUCGCCUUUGCCGCAGUUGUACUCGGCUUUUGCUUUGUAGUACUUAGUUUAGCUUGUGGACUGUAUUACUUGGCAGAAUUGGUCGAAGAAUAUACAGUAUACACGCGUAAAAUCAUUAAAGCAAUGACAGCGACUGUUGUAGGCAUUCACGUGUUAUUGUGGAUUGUGGAUCGACUACCGUUCCUGCUGUUGGCAUUCUCCAUUUUAUGUCACGGCGUGUAUACGAUGAAUUUAAAAACGUUCCCAUUCAUCAGUCUUACGAGCGUACCGUUCAUUGCUAGUUGCGGUAUGUUGUGCAUAUUUAAAAGGCAUCACUGAGUGGGAAGCUUAAAAAAAAAGGUAUUGCUGGAAAGAGAAUUAACGUGUUUUGGAAAUAAAAAAAAUUGUAGUACUUGUAUUCGUCGAUCACUU